This is a messenger RNA of Cokeromyces recurvatus, 733 nucleotides long. RefSeq names its product translation protein SH3-like domain-containing protein. Gene Ontology annotation, biological process: ribosomal large subunit biogenesis; cytoplasmic translation. The transcript is spliced from 3 exons. The record is from RefSeq and is a predicted model, not a curated record. Gene Ontology annotation, cellular component: ribosome; cytosolic large ribosomal subunit. Gene Ontology annotation, molecular function: structural constituent of ribosome; RNA binding. The coding region runs from base 81 to 470 and encodes 129 amino acids. Lineage: Eukaryota; Fungi; Mucoromycota; Mucoromycetes; Mucorales; Mucoraceae.
GGUGCUUAGGUUUGAACAAUAUCAAAGCAAUCCUUUAAGAUCUUCCCUUUUUAUUUUCCAUCCUACGUUAUACAAGAAAGAUGAAGUUCUCUGCUGAUGUUAGCUCCUCCCGUAGAAAGAGCAGAAAGGCUCAUUUCACUGCUCCCUCUGAUGUUCGUCGUAAGAUCAUGAGUGCUCCUUUGUCCAAGGAACUUCGCGAAAAGUACAACGUUCGUUCCAUCCCUGUUCGUAAGGAUGAUGAAGUUAUGGUUGUCCGUGGUACCUACAAGGGCCGUGAGGGUAAGAUCACUCAAGUCUACCGUAAGAAGUGGGUCAUUCACAUUGAUCGUGUUGCCCGUGAAAAGGUUAACGGUGCCACUGCUCCCAUUGGUAUCUCUGCCUCCAAGGUUGUUGUUACCAAGCUCAAGUUGGAUAAGUCUCGUCUUGCCAUUCUUGAACGUAAGGGAAAGAAGGAAGCUAUGAAGCAGUAAAUUAACUUGUAAAAAAAUAAAGUAAAGAAAAUAAAGGAAUACGACAACUAUUCUAGCUAUUUUUCUUUUUAUUAUCAUAUUUUUGUAUAGUUUAUAUUAUAUCAUUGGAAUCAAUGAAAAAAAUAUACUUGUCUUGGUUUUUGUAAUGGGUAUAUUCUACUAAUUUUCAAUGGGAGAGAAAGGGGGGGAAUGAGUAAUGUUGAGAGAAUCUAUUUAUUCUACUGUUAAUUUAAUAAAAAAAAAAAUAGAUUUACACUCUUUCU